UAUAUCAUCGCUGCCUAUCCCCAAAACGCCAAAAGUACUUUCCGCCUCCCAUUUCCAAUCUCGCCUUCAGUCGCAGCUCAGAGUUGCGAACACUUCAAUAACGCAAGUUGAAGAUCUUAGUUCUCGAGAAACAUGGCCACUCAAAUGAGCAAAAAACGGAAGUUUGUGGCGGACGGGGGGUUUUUUGCUGAGCUGAACGAGUUGUUGACCAGAGAGCUGGCGGAGGAUGGGUACUCCGGUGUGGAGGUGAGGGUCACUCCCAUGCGUACCGAGAUCAUCAUUAGGGCCACUCGCACUCAGAAUGUUCUUGGUGAGAAGGGAAGAAGAAUUAGAGAACUGACAUCUGUUGUCCAAAAGAGGUUCAAGUUCCCAGAAAAUAGCGUUGAGCUCUAUGCAGAGAGAGUUAACAACAGGGGCUUAUGUGCUAUUGCACAGGCUGAGUCCUUGCGUUAUAAACUUCUCGGGGGGCUUGCUGUCCGCAGAGCCUGCUAUGGAGUCUUACGGUUUGUUAUGGAGAGUGGUGCAAAGGGGUGUGAGGUAAUUGUCAGUGGAAAACUUAGGGCUCAACGUGCCAAGUCAAUGAAGUUCAAGGAUGGAUACAUGAUAUCCUCAGGCCAGCCCGUCAAAGAAUACAUCGACUCUGCUGUGAGACAUGUUCUUCUCCGACAGGGUGUUCUUGGCAUCAAAGUUAAGAUCAUGCUUGAGUGGGACCCGAAGGGGAAGCAGGGUCCAGUCACACCCUUGCCUGAUCUUGUCACCAUUCAUCCACCAAAAGAAGAGGAGCAUUACGUCGCCCCACCAGUUGCUGCAACUGAUGUAGAGAUCCCAAUGGCCUAAAAGAUUUUGUCAGCAGCCAAUGUAAUGUAGAUAUGAGAUGUGAAACUAUCACCAAAACCACUGGACUUUGUUCCAGUGUUCAUGAUUUGCUCGUAAUCUUAUAUACCGUGUACUUGAUCAUCUCGUCUGUCUUCAUGCUUAUGAUGUACUUGGAAAAGUCUUUAUAGUUUGUGCAAUUAUGUUCUCUAUAUUGAAGUUGUUGAGCAUGUUAGCAA
Messenger RNA from Sesamum indicum (sesame), 1052 nucleotides. RefSeq names its product small ribosomal subunit protein uS3x. Lineage: Eukaryota; Viridiplantae; Streptophyta; Magnoliopsida; Lamiales; Pedaliaceae. Gene Ontology annotation, molecular function: structural constituent of ribosome; RNA binding. Gene Ontology annotation, cellular component: cytosolic small ribosomal subunit; nucleus. Gene Ontology annotation, biological process: translation. The record is from RefSeq and is a predicted model, not a curated record.